This is a messenger RNA of Sceloporus undulatus (fence lizard), 1233 nucleotides long. Its product is annotated as peroxynitrite isomerase THAP4-like. The record is from RefSeq and is a predicted model, not a curated record. The coding region runs from base 139 to 1233 and encodes 364 amino acids. Lineage: Eukaryota; Metazoa; Chordata; Lepidosauria; Squamata; Phrynosomatidae. The transcript is spliced from 8 exons.
UUUGUGGGGAAAGCAAUAGAGGAUGCACCUUCCUGUUUUGGACAAAAGAGGAAGUUGCAUUGGCUGGAAAAGGAGCUGAAGCUGAAUGCAAAGAGACAGAGGCUCAGUUUUUUGGAUGGAAUCCACACACAGAUAAUCAUGGUGAAAUCAUGCUGCGCAAUAAACUGCAACAACAAAUUCUCCCUCGGCAACAAUAUCUCAUUCCACAGGUUUCCUCUUGGGAAAAAGGAUGUGCUAAAAAAGUGGGUUUGGAACAUCCGACGCAAGAACUUCACACCGACGCGGCACCAUGUGAUCUGCUCUGAACAUUUCUGUGAGACGGAUUACCUUGAAAAUGUGGCUUCUGGCAGGCGAUACUUGAAGCCUGAAGCGAUUCCCUCAGUGUUUAAUAUACCUGAACGGCUGAAGAAGGGAGGUAAAAAGAGACGCUCCCUCCUCCAACAUAAACCACCAGAGCCACCUCCAAGCCAUCCAUUGAAAAUCAAAGACAGUGACACAGAUGAGCCUUCUCUUGGAAGUGAUGUUGUUGGUCUAGAACAUUCCUACUCUCUCCCAACAAGUCCAGGUCCAGAUCUUCCUGUUGCACAGGAGCAGGGCCCAGCUGCACCAGGCAAAAACCCCACUCUUCUCCAGAGCAGGCCCUGGAGAGAAUGCAGGGAAAGGACAAUACAGUAUGCCCCAGAGGAACCCAUGAUCAACUCAGAUGUGGAACGCCAGCAUUUUCGGGAUUUCUGCUACCAAGAGGGUGAGGCUCCCCGCGCUGUUUGCAGUCGGCUCAGAGACCUUUGCCGUCGGUGGCUGAAGCCAGGAAGGCACUCCAAGUUGCAAAUGCUGGAGCUGGUGAUCUUGGAACAGUUUCUGACCAUCCUGCCCCAGCAGAUGCAAGAAUACAUCAAGGAAGAGGGGCCGGCAAAUUGUGACCAGGCUGUAGCCCUGGCAGAGGAUUUCCUGAAGAGUCAGCAAGAGCAGAAGAUGCAGCAGCCAUUGACAGAGGUGGUGCUCAAUAUCUCCAGGUCCAAGAAGGUGUCCUCAAACCUUCAGCAUUCCCCCAUCAAAACAGGAGGCAGAAUGACCAACCCAAUGUCAGAAGAAGAUGACAAUGUGAUAGAAAAUCAGACAGAAAAUAUUCAGGCAGAAGGACAUGUGUCAGAAGAAGGCAUAUCCCCAGAAGACAUUUCCUCUGUGAUUGAGGUUGUUGAAAAGCUCUACUACCUGAUCAUCCGCUUCCUCUAA